This is a messenger RNA of Mesorhabditis belari, 492 nucleotides long. Lineage: Eukaryota; Metazoa; Nematoda; Chromadorea; Rhabditida; Rhabditidae. The record is from the annotation of a GenBank genome assembly.
AUGAGUCAAUUCGUGACAACUCGAAUCAGCCAAGAUCCCCAAACGGCCUUUAGCGCCGUGGGGCUCAACUCGCACUUAAACUUUCACGCCGGCAAAAACCCAUAUAAGUGUAAAGAAUGUGAUCAGUGGUUCAGGAGUACUAAUAAUCGAGCUAAACACGUGAAGGGAAAACACAGAAAGGCGGGGCGCUUGUGCGGAUAUCAAGGAUGCAAGGAGACUUAUGCCGAUACGUCAGCUGUUCGGAAACACGUAAAACAGGUGCAUGGUGCUAAGGCGUGGGAAAUGCGGAAAUUAAAGAAAGAGUUAAAGGAGACUGGUGGACGAUGGCAGAAAAAGAUCGAGAACAAGAAGAAGGAUUGUGGCUCAGAAGAUCGAGAAAGCAGCCACGGCCCUGACUCUGGAGGACAUUUACCGGAAAAUCCGGGCCGGGUGGAGACGGUUGGAAUGUACGAUCCAAACCACACUCGAGCUCACAAGAAGUUCAUCCUCAAG